This is a messenger RNA of Triticum turgidum subsp. durum (durum wheat), 1074 nucleotides long. Lineage: Eukaryota; Viridiplantae; Streptophyta; Magnoliopsida; Poales; Poaceae. The record is from the annotation of a GenBank genome assembly.
AUGGCGGCGGCGGCGCUUGCGCCCAACGCCAGCGGAAUCAGGCCUGUGAAAUGCGACGCCUUCAAGAGCUGGCUGCAGGAGUACGCGCAGAAACUCGGCGUCGCGGCUCCGGAGUAUCACACCCUCAAGGAGGGGCCCUGCCACGAGCCCAUCUUCAAGUCCGCUGUCUUGAUCGACGGCGCCAAGUUCGACUCGCUGCCCGGAUUUUUCACCCGGAAGGCCGCAGAGCAGUCGGCUGCUGAAGUCGCCCUCAUGGAAAUUGUCGAGUCCAUCCCAACCAUUGGGAGAAUCCCAGCAGCUCUAGAAACUGGCCUCUGCAAGAAUCUUCUUCAGGAGUAUGCUCAGAAGAUGAAUUACAUUCCAUCUUAUAGCUUGACCAGACAAGCUUCAGGGAUAGCUCCUUUUACAUGCACCGUAGAGAUUGGUGGUAUACAAUACAUUGGUCCUGCAGCCAGGUCAAAGAAAGAGGCAGAGAUAAAAGGAGCCCGAACUGCUCUUCUUGCAACACAAGGUCAACUAGAGGGUCGCGGAAGUGGUGCCACAAAGCAUAUUGUAGUUCCUGGCAAAAGGCAAGUUAAGGAGACCGCGAAAAAGCCAAUUGAAAUCCCAAAACCACUUGAGGUGAAGAAAGGCGGUUUCAAGAAGAAAUGGAACAAGAGGAAGUUCAUGAAAAGGAAUCGCCAAGCAGUUGAUGUGGAAAAGAAUGAAGGAAAAAUGGCUGGAGAUGUCAUUAACCCAGUGUCCGGAUGCAUCCAACAAUCAACACAGGAGCCAUCCAGCGACACCGUAAUGCUGAAAGAUGAUGAGGAACCUAGUAAGGAAGCUAGAAGAGUAGUACAGGAGCCAGGCAGCGACGUUGUAAUGCUGCAACCUAGUAAGGAAGCUAGAAGAGCAGAACAGGAGUCAGGCAUUGCAGUGCUGAAACCUGAUGAGUUAGAUAGAAGAGUAGAACAUGUGCAAGGCAGUGACAUUGUGAUGCUGCCACCUGAUCACGAAACUAGAAGAGUAAAACAUGUGCCGGGCAGUGACACUGCAAUGCUGCAACGUACUAACAAAGCUAGAAGCGUAGAAUAG